AUUGCAUAUCUCCCGCUUUGUCAUCCUCCGUGAACUUUAUAGUCGAAGGCAGUAGUCACUGAUAUUGUUAAGACAAAUUUACCUCAACUUUCUACAAUGACAGACAGGCAAAACAAAGUCAGCAGGAAUUCAAAAUCAAAAGAGUCUAUUGAUACCUUACCCGAUGAAAUACUGAAUGAUUUACCUAAACUUGGAUCCGUGACAGAUAGGUUCGGCAACACGUUUUAUUUCGGCAAUGCCGGCGGCUACUGGCAACCACCGUUUCGGAUUGGUGCCGACACCGACUACAUGACACACGCACGGAAUAUCAGAGACAUGGAGAUACGUCCUGAUGAUGUCAUGAUAUGCUCGUAUCCCAAGACAGGUCUACAUUGGCACCGAGAGAUUGUGACCAUGCUAAUGAAUAAAACAUCCUCACUGAGCACGAAAAUUGACGACACCAUUUGUGCGUUAGAGAAAAAACCGAUACACGUUUUCUCCAGCAGAGAAUCGCCAAGGCUGAUUAACACUCAUGUGCCGUUUAGAUACUUACCCAAGCAAGCUUUGAAAAAAAAAAUUAAAAUAAUUUUCUUGGACAGAAACCCCAAAGAUGUUCUUGUCUCGGCCUACAGUCAUUUGAAAAAAACCGUUCAUCCCUUCAAUUAUCCGGGAACAUUUGAGCAAUUCGUUUACCUUAAUCUGGAAGUUGGUCAUAUGUUUGGCCAUUUGUUCACAUAUCUGAUGGAUAGGCAGGAAGGUAUUGAUGCUAACCCGGAUGUUCCAUUCUUCACAUCAGUGUACGAGGAUAUGAUAUUAGAUACAAAAGCUGGCGUGAAAAAAUUGAAUGAGUUUCUGGGGACUGGAUGUAGCGAGGAGCUGUGUGAGAAGAUAGCUGAGGCCUGUAGCUUCGACAGUAUGAAACCUUUCAAAGAAGCCAAUGCAACAAUAAAUGAAAGUGUUUGGUUUCGAAAUAGAGAAAUUGGCUACUACAGAAAAGGUGCUGUUGGCGACUGGAAAAACUGGUUCACUGAAGAUUUAAACGAAGAAUUCGAUAGAGAAUACAAGAAACACAUGGCUGACUACAGGACUGUUUACAAAUAUAGUUUAGAGUAAAAAUGAAUCAAGAUGGGCAAAUGUAGAAACAUUUGUCUACCAUUUUUUGCGACCAA
Physella acuta is the source of this 1148-nucleotide messenger RNA. RefSeq names its product sulfotransferase 1E1-like. The record is from RefSeq and is a predicted model, not a curated record. Gene Ontology annotation, molecular function: sulfotransferase activity. Lineage: Eukaryota; Metazoa; Mollusca; Gastropoda; Physidae.